UAUGAACCAGACAAAAUCAUACUUGCUCUCCGUCCUCCACCACCACCAACAGCUUAUGUGGACCUCUGAUUCUUCCCUUUUACCAACAAAAACACCCUCAGCAACGGAUUCCUGGCGAAAUCGCUCUCACAAUCUUCUAACGAAACGAUAUGUUCGUGUGCUCAUAGCAGGCAUCGUUUCGGUUUCAGUACUUCUCUUUCUCUUCCGAGGGGAGGGACCAGAGCCUCCUAACUCUUAUUUCCCCUUACCACUCCCAUUCGAGUCGGAUCUACCCCCUCUAUACGAACAAUAUCACGAAUACGAAAGACGGUUACCGCAGCAUGAUGCAUCAUUGCCGGCGCCAGAGGGGAAGCAUGCCAAAUAUCUGUUCUUUGGAAACCACGCGUAUGCGUCGGGAUGGGGAAAUAUAAUGCAGGAGCUGCUAAUGAACGCGCUUCUCGCAUACUCGACGAAAAGAGCCUUUGUGUUCGACAAUUACACCUGGUCGAGAGAGCUUUCCGACUACUCAGACUUUAAUGGAAAUAUCAUUCCGUCUCGAAUACCGCUGUCUGCUUUAAUAUCAGGUCCCAUAAUAGGCGCUCCAUUUGGCCCCCGCAGCGAUGUGCCGCGCGCGGUAUCACUAGAAUUCUUUCGACAGCAGUGUCCCGAACCUCUCGUUCUAACGACAAACGCAGUCAAGGACAGGCUGGGGAACGUAGAGGCCUCAGAGAUCCUGCAGACAUGGAUAAAGGAGAUUGACGCUAUACCGGACCGAUGCGUCGAGUUUGAGAAAGACACGCCCCAUGUUUUCGAUGUCUGGCUGUUCUCAGACACCCUUUUGCUCUCUAUAUUUCCACACAUAAAGGACACCCCGAUUAUUACAGACUUUGGGUGGUCUCCACUCAUCUUGUCCGCAUACGAUGCCAAUCGCGAGCUCUUCGAGGACAAGACUUCAACAUCCCUGCUCGGUUUCAACAUUCCAUCCUUCUUGUCUCCAACACCGCCUGCCAUCGAACAGACCCCGCCUUACCCACCUUUACCGGGUCUCAUCGCUCUCCACAUCCGCCGCGGCGACUUCAGGGAACACUGUACGAACCUGGCUGGCUGGAAUACACACUACAAUGGCCUCAACUCAUUCCCCGAGCUUCCGGACAAGUUUGUGCCCCCAUACGAUGCUCCGGAAGAGGAGAAGAUAUCCAGGUACCUAGACCACUGCUAUCCCAACAUUGAACAGAUCGUCGAGAAAGUGAGGCAGGAGCGACGAGGGAAACCUCUCAAUCGAGUAUACAUCAUGUCGAAUGGGGAGCGCGGCUGGCUGAGGGCGUUGAAGACGGCAUUAGGACAGAUAGGCGAGUGGGAGGGCAUCGCGACGAGCAGGGAUCUGACGUACACCCGGGAGCAAAAGUACGUCGCUCAGUCGCUUGACAUGUAUAUUGGACAGCGGGCAGAAGUCUUUGUUGGUAAUGGGUUCUCGAGUCUAACAUCCAACGUGGUGACACUUCGUAUGGCAAACAACGUAGAUCCUCAAAAUACACGCUUCUGGUGAUUUGGCAUGGUUGGAUAGAUUUCUUCUCGUUUCCCGUGCGGCUUCUGUGUAUUUGUUUUUUUUUUAACGAUAAAGAUACCCCAUAAGUAUUGUAAACGAGCAUCGAACAGUACAUAUAGCUUGUAAUACAUGCACAGAGUUCUGGUCUAAGAUC
Messenger RNA from Guyanagaster necrorhizus, 1679 nucleotides. RefSeq lists its product as uncharacterized. Lineage: Eukaryota; Fungi; Basidiomycota; Agaricomycetes; Agaricales; Physalacriaceae. The annotation marks the transcript as partial. The record is from RefSeq and is a predicted model, not a curated record. The transcript has 6 exons.